AUGGCACAGGAAAAGCAAUCUGAAAUCGACAACACCAUCACAACACAUGCAGUCUUGACAAGGAUGUAUAAGGUUGAGAUCAUGGAAGCAUGUAAAAGCCACCAUACCUGUGAUAUCCGAUCGCUAUUGGAUGUGAGCAUCUUCCAUUCUGGGCAGGGUCUCUUGACUUGCCACCUGCUAAGGUUGGCCGUGGCUGCCAACUAUGUACAGUUAGCCAUGCUCUGUCCGGCCAUCGCCAUCCUAAACCUGGAGCCGCGUUUUAGAUCGAAAGCUUCGAAACUAUCCCCGUCCGAACUCAGCUGGCGAAGAACUCCAUCCUCUUAUAUAACAUUUUUCCAUCUUCGAGAAGGUCGAAAAAGUGGAUAA
Molecule: messenger RNA, 366 nt
Organism: Microsporum canis CBS 113480
Lineage: Eukaryota; Fungi; Ascomycota; Eurotiomycetes; Onygenales; Arthrodermataceae
Exons: 3
Coding region: 1-366 (121 amino acids)
Source: RefSeq, a predicted model, not a curated record